Molecule: messenger RNA, 1347 nt
Organism: Oncorhynchus gorbuscha (pink salmon)
Lineage: Eukaryota; Metazoa; Chordata; Actinopteri; Salmoniformes; Salmonidae
Product: tubulin polymerization-promoting protein family member 3-like
Exons: 3
Coding region: 14-547 (177 amino acids)
Biological process (GO): positive regulation of protein polymerization; microtubule polymerization; microtubule bundle formation
Cellular component (GO): microtubule
Molecular function (GO): tubulin binding
Source: RefSeq, a predicted model, not a curated record
AUAUUCUACCAAGAUGGCGGAGAGCACAGAUCUGGAGCAGCUGAGGAACUCCUUUAAGAAGUUCGCGAUCCACGGAGACACCAAGGCCACAGGGAAGGAGAUGAACGGGAAGAACUGGGCUAAACUGUGUAAGGACUGCAAGAUCACCGACGCCAAGAAUGUCACCGGCACUGACGUGGAUAUCGUCUUCACGAAAGUCAAAGCGAAGACGUCCCGGGUGAUCACCUACGAGGAAUUCCAGAGAGCCCUGGAGGAGCUGGCCCCUAAGAGGUUCAAAGGUCAGAGCAAAGAGGAGGCCCUAACGUCUGUCUACAAGCUGAUAGAGGGCAAGGAGCCCACCAACGUAGGAGUCACGAAAAUGGCGAAGACAGCCGCAGUGGACAGACUGACGGACACCACCAAGUACACAGGCUCCCACAAAGAGCGCUUCGACGAGAGCGGGAAGGGGAGGGGUAAGGGCGGGCGGGAGGAACUGGUGGAGGAAACGGGAUACGUCGGCUCCUACAAGAACGCCGGAACCUACGAGGAGAAAACCAAGGCUAAGUAGACCACCGGGCCAGGCGGUGUGGUCAACAGGCCCAGUAGACCACCGGGCCAGGCGGGGUGGUCAACAGGCCCAGUAGACCACCGGGCCAGGCGGUGUGGUCCACAGGUCCAGUAGACCACCGGACCAGGCGGUGUGGUCAACAGGACCAGUAGACCACCGGGCCAGGCGGGGUGGUCAACAGGCCCAGUAGACCACCGGGCCAGGCGGGGUGGUCAACAGGCCCAGUAGACCACCGGGCCAGGCGGGGUGGUCAACAGGUCCAGUAGACCACCGGGCCAGGCGGUGUGGUCAACAGGCCCAGUAGACCACCGGGCCAGACGGGGUGGUCAACAGGCCCAGUAGACCACCGGGCCAGGCGGUGUGGUCAACAGGCCCAGUAGACCACCGGGCCAGGCGGUGUGGUCAACAGGCCCAGUAGACCACCGGGCCAGACGGUGUGGUCAACAGGCCCAGUAGACCACCGGGCCAGACGGUGUGGUCAACAGGCCCAGUAGACCACCGGGCCAGGCGGUGUGGUCAACAGGCCCAGUACACCACCGGGCCAGGCAGUGUGGUCAACAGGUCUAGUAGACCACCGGGCCAGGCGGUGUGGUCAACAGGCCCAGUAGACCACCGGGCCAGGCAGUGUGGUCAACAGGUCUAGUAGACCACCGGGCCAGGCGGUGUGGUCAACAGGCCCAGUAGACCACCGGGCCAGGCGGGGUGGUCAACAGGCCCACAACAUGAGAUGUAUCCCAAAUUACAUCCUACUCUAUAUAGUCCACUACUUUGACCAGAGCGCUAUGGGUCCUGGUCUAAAG